Messenger RNA from Vitis riparia (riverbank grape), 7578 nucleotides. RefSeq names its product putative disease resistance RPP13-like protein 1. NCBI's taxonomy places the organism in Eukaryota, Viridiplantae, Streptophyta, Magnoliopsida, Vitales, Vitaceae. The coding region runs from base 46 to 4035 and encodes 1329 amino acids. The transcript is spliced from 5 exons. The record is from RefSeq and is a predicted model, not a curated record. Gene Ontology annotation, molecular function: ADP binding. Gene Ontology annotation, biological process: defense response to other organism.
CUCUCUCUCUCUCUCUGCGUUUUCCCUUCAAAGUUCAGACCAACCAUGGAGGUUGUUGGAGAGCUUCUUCUUUCUGCCGCCUUUCAAGUGCUGUUUGAUAAGUUGGCCUCCUCUGAUUUCCUCAGUUUUGCCCGCCAAGAACACAUUCAUUCUCAACUCAAGAAGUGGGAGACCCAACUCUUCAAUAUUCGUGAAGUGCUCAACGACGCCGAGGAUAAGCAGAUUGCAAGUUCCUCUGUCAAACUCUGGCUUGCUGACCUCAGGAUCUUGGCCUAUGACAUGGAGGACAUCCUCGACGAGUUCAACACCGAAAUGCUGCGACGCAAGCUGGCAGUGCAACCUCAGGCGGCUGCUGCCUCCACGAGCAAGGUAUGGAGUCUCAUCCCUUCUUGCUGUACUAGUUUCACUCCCAGUCAUGUUACUUUUAAUGUUAGCAUGGGGUCCAAGAUCAAGGAUAUCACCAGCCGCUUGGAAGAUAUUUCCACACGCAAAGCCCAACUGGGUUUGGAAAAGGUUGCAGGAACAACAACUACUACUUGGAAAAGAACACCCACCACAUCUUUGUUUAAUGAACCACAAGUUCAUGGAAGAGACGAUGACAAAAACAAGAUCGUAGAUUUGCUGCUCAGUGAUGAAUCUGCUGUUGUCCCCAUCGUUGGUAUGGGCGGGUUGGGUAAAACCACAUUAACCAGACUUGCGUAUAACGAUGAUGCGGUGGUGAAGCAUUUUAGUCCAAGAGCAUGGGUUUGUGUGUCUGUUGAGUCUGAUGUGGAGAAAAUAACAAAGGCUAUUCUCAGCGACAUCUCUCCCCAGAGCAGCGAUUUCAACAAUUUCAAUCGACUCCAAGUUGAAUUAAGCCAAUCAUUAGCUGGAAAAAGGUUUUUGCUUGUCCUGGAUGAUGUUUGGAACAUGAACUAUGAAGAUUGGAAUAACUUGCGAUCCCCUUUCAGGGGAGGGGCUAAAGGAAGUAAAGUCAUAGUAACCACACGUGAUCGAGGAGUGGCAUUAAUAAUGCAACCAUCUGAUAACUACCACCACUCACUUGAGCCUUUAUCAGACGAUGACUGCUGGUCAAUAUUUGUACAACAUGCAUUUGAAAACAGAGACAUCCAAGAACAUCCGAAUUUAAAAUCAAUAGGCAAGAAGAUUGUUGAGAAGUGCCGUGGUUUGCCGUUAGCAGCAAAGGUGCUUGGUGGUAUCUUACGCUCCAAACAGCGAGACAAUGAAUGGGAGCAUAUAUUGAAUAGCAAAAUUUGGACCUUACCAGAUACUGAAUGUGGCAUCAUUCCUGCAUUACGGUUGAGUUAUCAUCAUCUUCCAGCGCAACUAAAAAGAUGCUUUGUUUAUUGCGCAACAUUUCCUCAAGACUACGAAUUUAGGGAAACUGAGCUAGUUUUGUUAUGGAUGGCAGAGGGAUUAAUUCAACCAUUGGAAGGAAAUAAGCAAAUGGAAGAUUUAGGUGGUGAGUACUUUCGUGAAUUGGUGUCGAGGUCAUUUUUCCAACAAUCUGGAAGUGGUGGAUCACAAUUUGUCAUGCACGACCUCAUUAGUGAUCUUGCUCAAUCAGUUGCUGGACAACUAUGUUUCAAUUUGGAGGAUAAGUUGAAGCAUGAUAAGAACCAUACCAUUUUACAAGACACUCGCCAUGUGUCAUAUAAUCGUUGUUAUUUUGGGAUCUUUAAAAAUUUUGAAGCUUUCAAGGAAGUAGAGAAGUUACGAACAUUUAUAGCGUUACCAAUUGAUGAUGUAAGGGGUCACUUAAGUAGUAAGGUGUUUAGUUGCUUGUUCCCCAAAUUAAGAUAUUUAAGAGGGCUAUCUUUGAGUGGGUAUCACAUAAAAGAGUUACCAGACUCAGUCGGAGAUUUAAAGCAUUUACGGUAUCUUAAUUUUUCCAUGACUUCAAUUGAAAGGCUACCAGAAUCGAUAAGUAAGCUCUACAAUUUACAAGCACUAAUAUUGCGUGAAUGUUGGGAUCUUACAAUCUUACCUACGGACAUUGGGAAUUUGGUUAAUCUUCGACAUCUGGAUAUUACCGAUACAAGCAGCUUAAAGAACAUGCCUCCACGCAUAAGUAACUUGGUAAAUUUGCAAACACUAUCAAAAUUUAUCGUGGAGAAAAAUAAUAGCUCAUCAAGUAUAAAAGAAUUGAAGAAGUUGUCGAAUAUUGGAGGGACACUUUCCAUUUUAGGGCUGCAUAAUGUGGCGGAUGCUCAAGAUGCAAUGGAUGUGGAUUUGAAGGGGAAGCAUAAUAUUAAAGAUUUAACAAUGGAAUGGGGCAAUGAUUUUGAUGAUACUCGCAAUGAACAGAAUGAAAUGCAAGUUUUGGAGUUGCUUCAACCCCAUAAAAAUCUGGAAAAACUCACCAUCUCAUUUUAUGGUGGAGGAAUAUUCCCAAGUUGGAUGCGGAACCCUUCAUUCUCACAGAUGGUGCAGUUGUGUCUCAAAGGUUGCAGAAACUGCACACUGUUACCAUCUCUUGGGCAAUUGUCCUCGCUCAAAAACUUGCGCAUUGAAGGAAUGAGUGGAAUAAAAAAUAUAGAUGUUGACUUUUACGGGCAGAAUGUGGAGUCUUUUCAAUCGUUGGAGUCUCUAACCUUUUCGGAUAUGCCAGAGUGGGAAGAAUGGCGUUCUCGCAGUUUCAUUGAUGAAGAAAGAUUAUUUCCUCGCCUCCGUGAGCUUAGGAUGACGCAAUGUCCAAAAUUGGCUGGGAAGUUACCCAGUUCGUUAAGUUCCCUCGUAAAGCUAGAGAUAGUGGAAUGUCCAAAGUUGAUUCCUCCGCUUCCAAAAGUUUUAUCUCUCCAUGAAUUAAACUUAAUAGCAUGUAACGAAGUAGUGUUGGGCAGAAUUGGAGUUGAUUUCAACUCCCUUGCAGCUUUAGAAAUCAGAGAUUGCAAAGAGGUGGGAUGGUUGAGAUUAGAAAAGCUUGGCGGGCUGAAGCGUUUAAGGGUGUGUGGAUGUGAUGGACUCGUAUCCUUGGAGGAGCCAGCUCUACCAUGCAGUCUUGAAUAUCUGGAAAUACGAGGGUGUGAAAAUCUUGAGAAGCUGCCAAAUGAAUUGCAAAGUCUCAGGUCAGCAACUGAGUUAGUAAUCGAAAAGUGUCCGAAGCUUAUGAACAUUCUGGAGAAAGGGUGGCCGCCCAUGCUAAGGAAACUUCGAGUGUAUGAUUGUGAGGGUAUCAAGGCACUACCAGGUGAUUGGAUGAUGAUGAGGAUGGAUGGUGACAACACCAACUCCUCAUGUGUCCUUGAAAGAGUGGCAAUUACGAGUUGUCCAUCUCUCCUUUUCUUUCCAAAAGGUGAAUUACCCACCUCACUUAAACAACUGAUAAUUGAAGAUUGUGAAAAUGUCAAGUCCCUACCGGAGGGUAUUAUGCGCAAUUGCAAUCUCGAGCAGUUAAAUAUCUGGGGAUGUUCAUCUCUGACCUCAUUUCCAAGUGGUGAGUUACCCUCCACCCUUAAGCACCUCGCCAUUUGGAAUUGUGGGAAUCUGGAAUUGCUGCCGGAUCACAUGCCCAACCUCACUUCUCUUGAAGAUCUGUAUAUAAGUGGAUGUCCGAGUCUAGAGUCAUUUCCGGAACGGGGUUUGGGUUUCGCCCCCAACUUGACAAAUGUUGACAUUACCGAUUGUGAGAAUCUGAAGACGCCUCUGUCAGAGUGGGGACUCAACAGGCUCCUCUCUCUCAAAGUACUCACCAUUGCUCCAGGUGGAUAUCAAAAUGUGGUUUCAUUUUCACAUGGUCAUGAUGACUGCCACCUUCGUCUUCCUACAUCUCUCACCAGUCUUCACAUUGGAAAUUUCCAGAAUCUGGAAUCCAUGGCCUCCAUGUCUCUCCCGACCCUCAUUUCCCUUGAAGAUCUUUGUAUCUCGGAUUGUCCAAAGCUCCAGCAGUUUUUGCCGAAGGAAGGGCUGCCAGCAACACUCGGACGGCUUCAGAUCCGGGGUUGUCCUAUCAUAGAAAAGAGGUGCUUAAAGGGCAGAGGAGAAGAUUGGCCCCACAUUGCCCACAUCCCCGCCAUUUAUAUAGGCGACAAUUGAGACCUUCACUCCUUCACUCAAUUUUCUCUCUGCAAAACAAAUGAGAGCAGACGUUAUUCAACCAGGUCUGUCCAAUUGAAUUUGGACUUCAUGUUGGAGACUCUAAGUUUGGAGUGAAUCUUGUGUGGGCACUUGCUAUUUCUCGGUUGUUUUUCUUCUUUACAAAGCAAUGUUUACACUGCGAUGAGUGAAUCAAGGGUAACCCAGUGAGAAUAAGGUGGGCUACUUUUCAUUUGUUUAUUUUAUAUAUUUAAUUAGUUUUGUUUUACUUUUUCCAUAAUGAUCAUCCAAAGUUUCAUCAUUGUGACUCGAGCUAUUUUCUUGAAAACUUGUUGCAGUAGCCUUAUGCUACUGAUGCUAUAGUUUACCAUCGAAGCUAAGAAGUCUUGUGCUAAGUGAUUGUAUUUGAAGGAACCACCUACUGGAAUAAUUUUGUUUCUGGGAUUUGAUGGAAGCUGAUGACUAUUUAUUUAUUGUUCACACUUUUGUGAAUAUCCAAAAAGUCACAUCUUGGCCAUUCAUAUUAUUUUGACUCUGUUUGCUCUGUUUUGAAUACUUGAGAAGGCCACAUAGCAACAGUAGUUAUCCUAAAUACUGACAGAUUAAGUUCUGUUCACUUUUGAUGUUGCUUGCGAGAGUUGAGUUACAAUUGAAUUUUGAAAAUCUUCAAGAUUCUGGUUGCAAGUAAAUAGACUUGUUUUAAGGGAAGUUAUAUGUUACAAAUCGGUACCUUAAAGCGUUUCACCGUCGGGUCUUUAGCAAUGGGAAGUUUAAUUGGGUGCCUCCGUAGACUCUUGCAUCUUAUUGAACCCCAUAUCUGAUGACAAGUACAUGUAGAAGUAGAGCCAUCCAUUCCCUCUCUUGUAUGUAAUCAGGUAUAUUAUUGGCAAUGUACAACUCUUACCUUUUUCAAUAUUAAACUAAUACAUCGGUACAUGUAGGAUUUGCAGAAGGAAAUAAUCUCCUAACAAAAACAUAAUUGUUAAUAACUCAUGUACAUGGUGUGUUUUUCAAUUUGGCUAAUAAAAUGACAUUGUUACUUCCUAAUUCAAUUUCAUUUAAGCUUCAGUCCUUUUUAUGCAGUUUGCUGGCUGGUACAAGUUAGUAGGUUCAAGGACUCUAAAGCAUCUCCCAAGUUCGCAACUCUCUUGAAGUGUUAUAGGUUGAGAAGGAUCCUAAGCUAACAUUCCUUAAUUUGUAGAGGAAGGCCAAAAGACAAUCUUAAAUAUAGGUGCUUUCAAGAGAAAGGAGAAGAUUGUAGUGAUGAUGACCACAUCUGACCACAUCCCCUAUGUAUGCAUUAAGAAUCCUAGUUUCUCUUCAUGGAAGUCUAAGCAGAGAUGAUCUCACAACAUAUAAUUCUUACCUUAUCUGGUAUGAAACUUGCCACUUCUUUCAUAUUCAUUGAAUCCCCUACUGUACAUGAAAGUUGAAAAAGAGGAAAAAGUGGAACCCAGGGCAUCUUUUUCACUUUUGUGUUGAAUCUUGGGCAAUAUUUGUUUAUUGGAAAUAUAUAUUAAUUUAUGUUUCAUCCUGCCAAUAUCUUAUGUAUCCCCUGCAAAGAAAUUGAUGGCGUCCUUGAUGAUAAAGUUUAUUUAUUUAUUUUUUUCUAAUUUUGAAAUUUAUCUGCUUGCAUUUGAUAAUAAGGAAUGCUUUCUAAUUGACUUUGUCUUGUUUGUUAAUAUUGCAAGAAACCUAUCUUAUUUUAUUAUCAAAAUUGAGAAAGAUUUUUCCACCGACUUGAAAAUGUGGCUUGCAGAAAGGGAGGUGGGUAGUGUUGAUUUUCUCAAACUUUUGAAUUAAUCCUGUUUUUCAGCAUUCUGACAAAUUUUGUAAUGCUUUCCAACAGUUUUCAAUGCAUUGUUUUUCAUCUUAUCUGUUUGGGAUUAAUUACAUGACUUUCUUCCCUUUUCUUGUAUCUUGAAGGCUAUGGAUCAGGGAGUCGCUAAGGUUUUUUUAUUUGUUUUAGGAGAAGGUGUUUGUUUGCUCUUAUUCUUCUUAAAUACAUUUUCUUUUAAAUGAUAGUUUACUCGGUCAUCAUUAAAGAAUCCUAUUUCUCUUCACAUAAAUAUUUUCCCUUCUUAUAUUCACCAUUUUGAACACACACGUCCUAUCUUAUCUGUUAUGCCACUUCUUACUUUUCAUGUUCAUCAAAUUCUCCCAUGUAAAUUUAGAAUGAAAAGGAGAAAAAUAGGAAGGUCGAAGAAGUUCAAAAUUUCCUAACCAUGGGCUCAAGAAGUUAUUCCAGGUAAAUUCUUUCAUACACAAUUAAUUUCCUUUACAUGUUUCCAAUGUAUUUAAUCUCAACAAGCAUCCUUAUGGAAACUAUCUUUGUAUGAGCUUCCCUUUUUUCAAACUAAAUAUGUGUGCAACUCCUACUAAACUAAUAACAGUGUGCAACUUCCUUUUUUUUUUUUUUAUUGGGCCUUUUUCAAGUAAUUGUGAACAUUUAUUUGCAAAGUAAUCUGUCCAUGAUAUUAAAUUUUCAAGUGAUUAAUAGAUAGUGCUAAAUUUUGAAAUCACCCUUUCUCUACUUUCUAGGCUAAAAAGCUUGUUUUUGAUGUAGUAUAUCUCUAUUAGCGUCUUAUUCUCAUCUCAUCUUCUCAUUACAUUUUUCUUUCAAGUAUUUGACAAAAUGGUGGGUUUUCAAAAUAGUAUGGGAUUGGCAUUCUCUUUAUAUGGAACGAAUGCCCUUCCUAUAAGGUUUUAUUCCCUUUUUGAUCUCCUACAACAUGCAAAUAAUAAAAUUAUAUGGACUAGAUUCUUUGCCUUUAAUCUCCAUCCUUUUGUUUUUAAUGUUUUCAUACUUCUUCAUCAUUCCCUCUAUAUUUUCACUAAUGCAGGGUGCACCAUACUUACAACUACAAAUUCUUUUGGUGAGAAGCACGAGUAGAACUGUCCAUUCUCACCUUAGAUUCAAGCAGGUGCACCUAUUCAUGAUAUACAACUCUUAUCGUCUUUGGUAUUAGUUUCAGGACUUUGUAUUAAGUAGAAGAUAAUGCAAAUGGAAUCCAAAUUAAAAUCACUUCCAAAGGGCUAACCGCUGAAACAUGAGAAUGUUUUAUCUCAUGCAUCGUUUUAUUGCCAUGACUGGAGUGAAGCCAUAUAUAUGCUGUAAUGGAUGAGGGAUGGAAUACAAUGUAGUGGAAUCUUGCUGAUUUUACCAGAAGAGCAUAUGGAGCUGACUAUGUUGAGACAUCGUGAGUUCAGGUUCAUGCAAAUUGCCUGCUGAGAAGGAUUUAUUUCUCUGACCCCCUUUGCUUCAAAGAACUCCCAUCAGAAUUCGAACUGUAUAUCCCAAUGCAGAAACCAUGAUGGGGUUAGUGGCACAGUAAGCUAAGGGACUAGUGUUGCCCAUGUUUUCAGAACACAGUAUCUUCAAAAUUCGGAAUGUGUUUUUUCACCAAGGGAUGCCAUUUAAUCCUGCUGAGAUGAACACCAUCGUUUCUACUUGCUUGAUACUUGUUUAAAAUAUUACCAUUUUAGGAUUUCAUGAAGUGAAUAUAUCUUAUUUCGUCAAGCUCAUUUUGUGGGUGGAAUGGG